Messenger RNA from Dendronephthya gigantea, 1639 nucleotides. RefSeq lists its product as uncharacterized. NCBI's taxonomy places the organism in Eukaryota, Metazoa, Cnidaria, Anthozoa, Malacalcyonacea, Nephtheidae. The coding region runs from base 1 to 1125 and encodes 374 amino acids. The transcript has 5 exons. The record is from RefSeq and is a predicted model, not a curated record.
AUGGAAGAAUACUGCAGUCCCGAAGAUGCAACAAGCAUCGCCACUCCUUUUCGCAUGUUAUACAGAGAUGUCUGCCCCUUAACCAAAAACAAGCUGUUUGAAUCCACGUAUGGUUUGCAAAGCAGCUGCGCUCAGAAAUGUUUGCAAGAUCCAUUCUGUGCUGGGUACAACUUCAAUAAAAAGAAGGUGAAGCCAAACUGCCAGUUAACACACACGCUCGACCACCAUUUUGGUGAUUGCAACAUAAAUGACAAGGGCUGGAUAUUUUAUCAUCCUCUAGCCCCGAGGAAGGUCCCGUGCAAUAAAAUGAAGCGAUGCAAACAUGGCGGUAAAACAAUUAUUGAUCUUCGAAAUGGACCUGGAUCUAAUCCAUACAGAUGCAAAUGCCCAAAAGGAGUCAAAGGAGAUCUUUGUGAAACCACAGGUGAAACUUUAACGUUAGAGUAUAUAUAUUUGCUUCAUUCUUGUUUAGUCGCCCUAGCUCAAUCAGUGAUAUUGUUUGAAGAACCAACUUUACAAGCAACGUUAUCAGCGUGGAUCCAAACAACCGGAAACUGGACAAUCUGUUGGCGUGCAACUAGAGAUGGAUGGUCAGCCUCUACUUUCCAUGGAAAUUGUGAUCACAAGAAGCCAACUGUGACCAUUAUUAAAACUGGUCAAUAUAUCUUUGGAGGCUACGCUACAGAAUCAUGGGAAGGUAAACCAGACGAAUCUAAACAUUUUGGUGUUUUAUGCGCAAUUAAUAUACCGCAAAAUAAACAUGACGAAAUCUUCGGCAAAAUAUAUAUAUUUUACGCUAUUACAGGAAGAGAAUGGAAACAAGCCCCAGGGUCUUUCAUUUUCUCAUUACGAAACAAAGAAAAUCUCCAGCCUUUUAUAGCUCAACUGAAGGACCAAAACACAGAUCACGCAAUUUACGCAGCCUCACAUUAUGGACCAACAUUUGGACGUGGUCAUGAUAUCUUCAUAUCAAACAACGCUGCUUCGAAUGUCGCCUCCAACACACAAUUUAAUAACUUGAACUAUCAAACUCCACCUGGCGUCAGCAACCCGCAGACCAUCCUGGCAGGAACCAGCUACUUCACCCCAUCCGAAAUUGAAGUAUUCUAUAUUUUGCAGAACUGAUCUAAAUAUUUGAACAAAACUAGCUGGCCAUCGCACAUGUUACGUCCGGAAUUGAAGUUAAUAUCAAUUUAGUUUAAUUUGAAUAACGCAUGCAUAUUAGUGAGAGGAGGGGUGACUGAAAAAAUAGGUGCACAUGAUGAAGAUAUUUCACAAAGUAGAACACUCAGUCUGAUUAUAUGCAUGAGCCCCGUCUAAACUACACUUAUUUCACUGGCAUACGACACGGCUAAAAUUGGUACACGUUCCCAAUUUUAUUCGUCUCAGACUCUAUAAUCUAUAAUAGUGUCGAAAUAUCUAAUUAACUACGCACCAGCAAGUAAGAAAUCUUACGCUCACAAGCAUUCGACUACAUUGAAAACAAAUGGAUUGAGGCAUUUUUUACUACACUGGCGGUCUAAAAGAACUGCUCGAAUGUUGCUAUUAUUGUAUGUUACAGGAAUCGUGACAAUCUAUCUUUUAUUGUACACUAGCGGUCAAAAAGAACUGUUUAGAUACAAAUUCAUAAAAAAGAAGC